AUGGCGCUGCCGGUGGCCUUCGCCGUUUUCCCGCUCAGGCGAGCUUUGCUCUCUGCGAGCCACUCGUCUCCCGCCUCUGCCUUCUUUCUCUCUUGGAGCGUCUUCUGCUGCAACACCGCAAGCACGGUGGCAACCUCUCGCUCGCGCCGUGCGCCACGUCCGGCGUCUUCUUCCUUUGCUUCGCGUUUGUCCGUCACUUCUCAUCCCUCUCCCGCCGCCUCGUCCUGCAUCAGCAGCGGUGUGUCGUGGCGUCAGCCGACGCUUGGCCUUCCUGGAGCUCGGAUCUCCGCGUCUCCCUCUGUAGGGCCGAGGGGUUCUCCUUCUGCUUCACAGCGUUAUGCACUCGCCGCGCGGUGUCGCGCUUCUUCCACCCUUUCUUCGAGUUCCUCUUCGUCUUCACCCUGCGCCUCGCUGGAAGCGACCAGCGAGCAGGAGUCGGCAGGCGGUCUGAACGUGAAGAUCGACGUGAGCAAAGUCCUCGGAACAGGCGCCAAAAAGUCGCAGGACGGCGCCGAAGCCUCGCCGCCCUCAGACCUCUACGUCCUCCUGUUCACCUGCAAACCGUGCGGAACCCGAUCCGCGAAAAAGUUCUCAAAGCGCGCGUAUCACAACGGCGUGGUAGUCAUCAAGUGCCCACACUGCGCCUCGCUGCAUUUGAUCGCCGACAACUUUGGCUGGUUCGGGGAAAGUCCGCAGACUAUUGAGGACAUUCUGAAGGAGAAGGGCGAAAAACUCCUGACCGCGCUCACAGCGGAGGACUUGCUCGACCUCUCCGACCUCAAGGCAUCUGCGGCAGGCGAAGGCGAGAGACGGAUCGACUCAAGCGAAACGAAGGAGCCGUGA
Molecule: messenger RNA, 843 nt
Organism: Besnoitia besnoiti
Lineage: Eukaryota; Apicomplexa; Conoidasida; Eucoccidiorida; Sarcocystidae
Product: DNL zinc finger protein
Exons: 4
Coding region: 1-843 (280 amino acids)
Biological process (GO): protein stabilization; protein import into mitochondrial matrix; protein folding
Cellular component (GO): mitochondrion
Molecular function (GO): zinc ion binding; protein-folding chaperone binding
Source: RefSeq, a predicted model, not a curated record